Messenger RNA from Colletotrichum higginsianum IMI 349063, 966 nucleotides. RefSeq lists its product as uncharacterized. The transcript has a single exon. Lineage: Eukaryota; Fungi; Ascomycota; Sordariomycetes; Glomerellales; Glomerellaceae. The coding region runs from base 1 to 966 and encodes 321 amino acids. The record is from RefSeq and is a predicted model, not a curated record.
AUGCGAAGAGCACUGCUGGCUGGCGUGGUUCUUAAUAUAGCCUCGGUUGCUGCCCAAGACACAGAGGUCUCGUCGUGCAGCGCUCUCUCUUGCAUCAAUUCCGAAAACCAGGGCGUCUGUGCAUCGGGCAACUCUUUCCGCGCCGUUGGGGUGGGAAUGGCCUCUGAAGUCCUCGUUAUCUCGGGCGAAAAACUUUCCUUCACUCUUGUCGACGGCAGCCCAGAUGGCGUGCUUGCAUCCCAGGAAGGCUACCAAUUCUCCACCCAGACGCUCUAUGUCGGCGUGCCACCCAACCACAACUCAAGCAACGAAAGGGCCGUAUGUGCCCUGAUGUUGCAACAUCAGGCGCAGACAUUUGGACUGCCGGAGGACAGCGCGCGAAACACAACUUCUUGCCGCGCAGUAAUGCCCGAUAGCUGUCAGAACGAAAGGACCAGUUUAGUAGAGCGGUUCCAAUACACUGGAAGCGCUCAGAGCAACCAGACCGGAGGCACCUCGCUGCCACGAUGCAAGUCGCUGGCGCAAUUUCUCAACACCAACAUUAACCGCGAACUGUCCUUUUGCGGACGCUACACCGGCUUCAUCAACAUCACCGGAGGCCCAAUCUCCGGUGCGGACCUUUCUCCCAGUCCGGUUCGGCUCCAAAGCGAAGGCUGCCAGCCCGUCAUCCCCGAGAGCUACGAGCUCCGCAGAGUUGCUGAGAUGCGACAGAUUCUUCCCACAGGAGAGGUCAGCAGCCGAUCUUCGGGUGGCCGCUCAGGAGUGACUCCCAUAUUCACGGUUCUAUACGACGAGGAAGGUGGCAGCCCUAUCGUGCAAUUCACCUGCAUGAGGACGUUCAACUCCGAUGGCGAGGAAAUGCCGGAUGCUUUGAACACCGACGAGAGCGGCGCCGUCCCAAAAGAGCCUCGUGCCAUCGUCGGGAUUACUGCGUGUCUUCUCAGCUUCGCCUUCCUCCUUGCCUGA